ACCAAUCAACUGUUUUGAAAUGGGAGAGGGCAAUGGUGAGAUAGUCAUAUUGGCCGCCAGCGGACGAAGAAGAUAGGAGUCAGUCGUGAGAAACUCAUCGGUUCGGGAUGGCCUGGUCGGAUUGGUCGGGCGUUCAGGUGCUGUCAUCCUGCUUCCUCCUCUGGGUCGUGCCUUUCGCCGCUUUCCUGACGGCCGUCGAAGCCACCGGCUACCUGGUGCUGACGGUCCUCGUCUUCGGACCCCUCUGCAGCUAUCUGGGCAUCGCCUAUUGCAGCGUACCGCAGCCUCCGGAUUCGGUGGUCAGGGAGAUCCUGGGAGAGCAGGUGCAGAGCAGGUCGCCGCGGUACCUGCCCUGCGGUGGGUCGGGCAAGCAGGACGCGGGACCGUCGACCAAGGACGUCAACAGGGUCAUCGCCAUCGCCCACCGGUUUGCAGGGAUCGACGCUCCUGAAAAUACAACCACAGCCCUUGAUCAGUGUAUUAAAAACGGGGCUAAAGCUGUCGAGUUCGAUGUAGUUCUGACCGGCGACAUGGUGCCUGUCGUGUUCCACGACCCGAAGCUUCAACGCAUGACAGGCCUCACAGAGGACAUAAGGAAGCUGCCGUAUGCUCACGUGAAGGAGCUCAACGUAUCCGUCUACCACCACUUCCGUGAGCAGUUUCCGAACACUUUCAUUCCUACACUCAAUGACGUGAUCAAAAAAUGCAUUGACAACGAUAUGCGUAUGAUCAUCGACAUCAAGGAAGACCGUUUUGAGAUUGUUGAUAUUAUUCUCCAGUUAUUCUCCAAGUACCCAGUUUUGUAUAAACGUGCCGUUGUCAGUUCGUUCAACCCUUGGAUUAUUUUUAAUAUAAGAAAAACAAACCCGGAUAUAGUCGGCGCACUGGCUUGGCGCCCGGCGUAUAUGUCCUGCAGUGAAUACUCCCCCAUAGAUGAGAAUUGCAAGGUGCACCACAACACUUUAUUUAUGUAUUUCAUGAGCCGUCUCGCCGAUAUGGCCCACUCGUUCUUCUUCUUCAACUUCGCUCACAGCAUACUUGGCCUAUCUGCUGUGCUCAUUUACAAGGACAAUAUAACGAUAGAUAUGAUUUAUUAUUGGAGUAAGAAGAAUGUUAGGACGAUCGCCUGGACGGUCAAUUCUCCGUUGGAAAAGCAGUACAUGGUCAGGGAGCUCGGCAUUCCUUACGUGACUGACACUAUGCUCGGAAACGCCGAUCAAUAAGACUCCAAAAUAUAUGCACAAAAUUAUUUUUAAGUACAUAUAAAAAAAAUAUUAACAACCAGAAAAAAGGGUUAUUUUCUUAGUUUGCGCUUUGUACGGGGCUAGAGAUGCACGGUUUUUUUAUACUCUCAGAAUAUGAUCUCACCUCCACUUCCUGCACUGGCAGGCAUUUUGUACCUGAAAUUGAUUACUUUCAUAACAAAAUUAAUUAAUAUAUAAUUAAUUUUAAAAAAUAUUAAAUAAAACGGGUACAUUCCAACUUUGAAAUAUUGCUAUGCUUCUUUGCAUUUACGAGUCCAAAAUAUGUAUAAUUUACAAAAAGACAAUAACAUGUUCAUCAUUGUAUACAGAAAAAAUAAGCCUUUUUGUAUAAAAUAAAGGGAUAUUUCAACAGUUCUUAUACCGUAAGUUAUAUUUCUAGAAAAAAAAAUCAUAAAAAAAUAUUAUACAUGUUUUGUACACAGAUAGAGCAGAAAACUUAUGUAGUGAUAUGUUUGAAAAUAUUGAACCCACCAAAAUUCCUGUACCAAAGAUGCUAACACAUUAACAAAAAUUGUGAUCAGUAUUAUUAUGUUUGUGAAGAAUGCUAAGUGCCAUAUAUUUUCCCCCAGCUAUGAUUUAUGAUUAGCGAUAUUCUAAUUUUACGAGGGAGAUUAAGAAGGAAAUAAAUUUAUCAAUACAA
Messenger RNA from Cimex lectularius (bed bug), 1905 nucleotides. RefSeq names its product glycerophosphodiester phosphodiesterase 1. Gene Ontology annotation, molecular function: phosphoric diester hydrolase activity. Bases 108 to 1223 code for a protein of 371 amino acids. The record is from RefSeq and is a predicted model, not a curated record. NCBI's taxonomy places the organism in Eukaryota, Metazoa, Arthropoda, Insecta, Hemiptera, Cimicidae. The transcript is spliced from 5 exons. Gene Ontology annotation, biological process: lipid metabolic process.